UGCUAUCUCCUUAAUUAGCAUAAUUGUUUCAGUAUAAUAUUAGGCAAGAUUUCUGUUUGCCUCUGGGAUCCUAGAGUUUCAGCAUGAGAACUCUUUGAUUGAACACCUCUGUUGACACACUUGAAAAGGGAGACUUGAGAUGUUCAACAUGUGGACAGCAGCUGUUUUCCAGUUUAAAAUGGGAGGUUAUAUCCAUUAAUGACAAAUGUGCAGCUUGGUACCAUAUCAGACUCCUUGGUCCAUUUUACUUGGUUUCCUAGAACAUUUUAAAUACGAUCUGUUUAACCUUUGAAGAUAAGGAUUUCCUCCAUUUAAAAACAACACCGAGUUGGCUAUUUACUUUGCAGCUACAAUGAGCAGUACAGUAGGAAAAGAAAAAGACUGCAAAGAGAAGGACCCUAAAGUUUCAUUGGGAAAGGACAGGGAAAGGGAUACAAAGGCUUCUGGUGGCUUUGGGAAAGAGGGUAAAGAGAAAGAAUCCAAGACCAAAGGGAAAGAUGCCAAAGAGGGUAAAAAAGAAUCUAGUGGGGUACAACCAGGCGUGCAAUUCCAAGUGGACAAUACAAUAAAACGGCCAAAUCCAGCACCAGGACGUAAAAAAUCGAGUAAUGCUGAAGUGGUUAAAGAGUUAAACAAGUGUCGUGAGGAGAAUGCAAUGCGUUUGGACUUGGCCAAGAGAUCUAUUCACAUGCUUCCAACGUCAAUCAAGGAAUUGACCCAAUUAACUGAGCUUUAUUUGUAUAGUAACAAAUUGCAGUGUUUGCCAGUAGAACUGGGUUGCCUUGUGAACUUGGUCACCCUGGCACUAAGUGAGAAUUCACUUACAAGUUUGCCUGACUCUCUUGAUAACUUGAAGAAAUUGCGAAUGCUUGACCUGCGGCAUAACAAACUUCGAGAAAUCCCUACAGUAGUAUACAAGCUGAUUUCCCUCACCACUCUCUAUCUGCGGUUUAACCGUAUAACUACUGUGGAGAAGGACAUCAAAAAUCUAUCCAAACUUACAAUGCUGAGUAUCCGUGAGAACAAAAUUAAACAGCUCCCUGCUGAAAUAGGUGAACUCUGUAACCUCAUAACACUGGAUGUGGCUCACAAUCAACUUGAACACCUCCCAAAGGAGAUUGGCAAUUGCACACAAAUCACAAACCUUGACUUACAACAUAAUGAGCUUCUCGAUCUGCCUGAAACUAUAGGUAACCUGUCCAGUCUGAGUCGCUUGGGGCUGAGGUACAACAGACUGUCAGCUGUACCCAAAUCAUUGGCAAAAUGCAGUGAGCUGGAUGAACUUAAUCUAGAGAACAAUAACAUCUCAACAUUACCCGAGGGUCUGCUAUCAAGCCUUGCAAACUUAACCAGUUUAACAUUAGCAAGGAAUUGCUUCCAGUCAUACCCAGUUGGCGGACCCUCGCAGUUUUCAACUAUCUACUCUCUCAACAUGGAACACAACCGCAUCAAUAAAAUACCUUUUGGAAUCUUCUCCAGAGCAAAAGUGUUGAGUAAGCUGAACAUGAAGGACAAUCAGCUAACUUCACUUCCAUUGGACUUUGGAACCUGGACAAGCAUGGUAGAACUGAACCUUGCCACCAAUCAACUCACAAAGAUUCCAGAGGAUGUGUCAGGAUUGGCCUCCCUGGAGGUUCUCAUCUUAUCAAACAAUCUUCUUAGAAAACUGCCACAUGGCAUUGGGCACUUAAGAAAACUGAGAGAGUUGGACUUGGAAGAAAAUAAGCUUGAAUCUCUUCCAAAUGAAAUUGCUUAUCUUAAGGAUCUUCAGAAACUGGUCUUGACCAACAAUCAGCUGACUACGCUUCCUAGAGGGAUCGGUCACCUAACCAGUCUGACCCAUCUUGGCCUGGGAGAGAACUUACUUACUCACUUACCUGAAGAGAUCGGUACACUGGAAAAUCUGGAGGAGUUGUAUUUAAAUGAUAAUCCAAACCUGCACAGCCUUCCCUUUGAGCUGGCACUCUGCAGCAAGUUGUCCAUCAUGAGCAUUGAGAACUGCCCACUCAGCCACCUCCCACCACAGAUUGUAGCUGGUGGUCCGUCCUUCAUCAUCCAAUUCCUGAAGAUGCAGGGCCCUUAUCGGGCCAUGGUCUGACUGAAUGGAAAUGUUGCAUACACUGUACAAAAUAUAAAAUGCAUUAUUGUCAUUAUAUAUAAAAGCAAUUUUACUAAGACUGCAGUAUGUGUUUCUGGUAAUAGAGGAAUCGUAGCCAUUUAGAAUUUUUUUUAAAAACCUGUAAAGAAUUACAGUGCUGGAUAGAGGUUUCCUCGCAGAAUUAAAUGGAUGUAUGUUAAUGUGAGAAGUACGGUUUUUUGUGGGGGGUGGGAGUCUUGCAAAAUUGUAAGCAUGUUUUUUUUUAAAUAGUGUGCAUUUAUGAUUCUAUUCUGUGUAUUUAAUACACAGUUUAGUAUUUUCUUUACAAUGAACUCUUUUGUGCUCAAAAUGACAGGUGUAGGACCUGGGGAAUCCCAAUCUGAAGAAAUAGGUGCCAACCGCAGACUUGGUUUUUCCUGCUAGUUAUCAUGCACCUUUGUUUUUCUAAAUCAAAUCCUGUUCAUCAUUGCAAAAGCCUGUAAAUGCUACAUGUCCAGCAUUUUCCUUCAAGCCUCAGUCUAAGUCAGACUGUGAAGUCUAAAGAUGGAAGGGAGGAUUUAGGGAAGGAUUAGGAGAAAAGGCUGAUGAAUAAAGGAAAGAAAAAUGUAAGGAAAGCUAUACCAUAAAAGAUUGAGAACUCUCAAGAAACAUAUGACAGCAAAGGAUGGAAAGAAAAAUAAAACCAAAGACAGAAAUACAAAAAGGAAAGUAAAUUGAGUCAAAGGAUAGAAAGAUUAAACAGUCUUCUCCCUACCAAGUGUUUUGUAUAUUUGAAAGAAACUACUUGAUUUGAUUUUCUGGGAGGAAAAUCUUUUCCUUAAUUUUGCUGUAUUCUUGAUCUUGUCCAUAAUUUUUAUAGUCACCAAGAUUAGCACUUGAUUUGAACAACAUUGUGAUGCUGACAGGCAAUAUGCAUAUAAUAUGGAUAUACUGGCCAUACAGCACACUGCUUCAUAGUUUACCUGUAUUAUGACCUCUCUAGUAUACACAGCAAUACAGCUUUUAAAGUUUGUUACUCAUUAUUUUAUCAUUUUGUUGCAUUUGAAGGUAGAAAUGUAAGUUUCAAAGCAAACGGAUGGUCUCAGACUCAGCUAACAUUUUCCUAAAUGACUCAAGGGAAGGGUUCACAUUUAAUAUACAUGUAAUAUUUUUCCCAUAUAAAGCCUGAAUCAUUUUGGGCCCUGGAUACAUACAAAUUUAUUCUCACUCCCCCAAAGUCCUGUGACAAAACCACCUUUUACUCAAUACUUUUACAGCUUGCAAGCACGUAUGGUGAUGUGUCAAGUCUGUUCAAGUAAUCAACGGUUUAGUAUUUUUACCUGUCCUUGUUGCAUCUGUGCAUGAAGCUAUGUACGGAGAGCUAAUUUUCCUCGUACUGUACAUUUUUUGCUGCUGCAUGUAUUUUUCAAAAUGCUUUUAUGUGUGGGCUAAACAAGUGUGAGCAGUUUCCUUUUAGUCUCAGUUAAUGUGAAUACUAGUGCAGUAGAACCAUGAAAAAUGUCAUGAAGUUUUUAGGAACCCUUCUAUAGAUAAUGAGAUGCACAUACUAUUGAUAUAAGCUAGCCUUUCUGUCCAGUAUUCACUUGAAGAAUGUUCCACAGUUGGAAAUGAUUAAUUCAUUCUCUGUAUAGGCUAAUACCAGUUGUCUUUUAAGUUAGUGUAGAUACAUUGCAUGUUGACAGCAACUUUUUGGAUACAGGAAGGCUCUUAAAUCAUAAGAUUUGCACUCCUCUAUAUCAAAAUAUUGCUGCAUUUUAAGGCUUAAAUUUCACUGGUAAACUGAAAAAUUUGCAGUUUUUUUCACUUCCCUUUCAAAAGUUGGCAAAACUGAGGUUACACUGAAAUGAAACCACUUGUGUCUUCUGCAGCAGUAAGGCGAUGCUCAUCAAUGAGUGAGUUGUCAUUUGUCUACAAUUUGCUGUUGCUCUUGACUAAUCCAGAUCUGUGUUAGUGGGUGUCCACUUGAGUCUUGCAUGAAAACAUUGUGAGCUUAUUGUCCAUGUUAAUGCAUUGUGUGUUGUCUUAUUCCUUCUAAGGGAUAGUACAGUCCUGCAAAAUUUACAAGGCAGAAAUUGAUUCUCGGCAAACCAAGGGCUAUUUUAUGAGUAUCCGAUAUAGUAGCAACUGUUGAAUGAUUUGCAAGCAAGACCACAAUUUGGGAAACUAUCAAAAGGGCCAAUUUAUUGAAGAAGGAGUCCUUAGCAGUUGUAGACACCUAAAUUAUCCCCUAUUCAGUUUCUAUCAUGAAAUUCAUACACCUCUUUUCAGCUUGACACUAGAAUAUAGAAUUUUACGGCAUAGUUUAAAAAAAACUAACUCCAAUGGUGACGUUGUAAAUUAGCAUCCACAAUUAAACCUAUUUAAGUUUCAAAAAAUUACAGUAGAGCAGUAUUCUUUAGAUUGCUGACGAUUCUGUCCCUGUAGGCCUUGUCGAAUAGUUGUUCCACCUAAGCCGUUUCUCCCCAAUAUAUGUUGAGUAGACCGUAUUUGUUCAAUUGUAAUGAAGUCACCAAUUCAAAACAUCAUUGAUUUGUAGUAUGAGUUUGAGCAUAAUUGACCAAGGCUGCUGUGCUUGGUGUUCCAAGCUCUGCCUUUGACCCCAAGUAUUCUAUGAUUCAGAAAUUUCAAUAUGCAGGAAGGAUGAAAGUGUAAAGCUUUUUGUAUUUAAAACAUGUCAAACAAAAAAAAAUGAUUCUACACAGCAACAUACUUAUAAGUGCAGUGGACAUUUUAAACUGAAAUUCAAUGUAAUUAUGGUUAUUCCAGUGUAUGAACUGUAGGGUGCUAACAAAAGUUAAUGGAACAUUAGGAGAUUGAGUGCUACAUGGUCAGUUUUAUUUUACUAUGUAAAGUCUGCUGCAGAUGUAUGUAUUAAUGUCUCUGGGUUUGGUUUUUUUUUCAGUACUGUCUGUCUUUUUGCUUUGUUGUAGAGCAUGAUCUGUUUUUACAUGUCACUGAGCAAGAAUGAAAACAAUAUUAGCACCUGAUAACUCUUUUUCUUCUGAUCCAUGGUGAAGCCUAGCAAAAACUUUGUGCUUCUGGUUUUAUUUAAAACAAAAUGGCCCAAGUUUUUCAGCCAUACAGUGAAAUUUUAAAUCUGCAGUAUUCACUUUAUUGUUGUGUUCACUGGUACUUUAAAGUAAGAAUGAAAAGUACUCCCUUUUAGCUUUGACCACACAGUUGAACUUUUUAUAAAUAUAUUUUUGGGAUUUAAUGAAAAAAAAAUUGUUAAACUGCGUAAUCAUUAAUACAUCAUUUCUGACCUCUUGACUGCAUGACGGCUAAGGUGAGGAAUGUUAUAUAGUUUUUUUUCAUGCUUUGUGCUGUUACCUGACGGAAAAGAAAAUACACUUUAGAAUAUUAGUAAAAUAUGUUGUAAAAAUAUUCAAACAUUAGCACAGCUGCUUUAUCAAAUUAGUUUCAGAAUUCAUAAUUUCUCACAGGUUUAGGGUGUGAAUGGUGAAAAAUGUGCAGUUAAAGAUGGUGUUGUAGCAACUGUUGUGUCCAAUAAACUGAAGUGUUAGAUCUUUGCGGUUUUAGCAAUUGCUAAUACUUUGGACGGCUGCUGCCUUUGCUGUCUACUACAGUUUUAAUACUGUGGCUCCUACAUAAAGCUGCAUUAGUAUUAUCUAAAAUACAGCAUUUGAAAAUAAAGUUGAGCAGGGAACGCAGCUUAUAAGUCACAUAAUACAAGACACAUCUUGAAUUUAAGUGCAAUUUAAAUAAAGGAUUUUAUACAAGCAUAUCCCUAAAGGCAGCAAGUCACUCAUCAAUUAUUCUGCACCAGCCCUUGUUGAUUUUUGGAGAAGCUAAUUUGGCUAACUAAACCAGUAUGUCUAUAAAUAAUGGUUCGGUUACUUUGCCUACCUUUUUUUGGCAGGCCUUUUACCAGAUAGCACAAAAUAUUUUUGUUUGGUAGUAUAAUCAGACCAUUAGAUUCUCACACCAAAAUUAAGAAUGUACAAACUGGUAAACAAACGUUUUUAAACAAAUUGUCAAUUAUCUAUAUAAAUUGCCUUUUUGUUUGUUUUUAUAAAGGUCAUUCAGUGUAUCAGUACAUUCAUUAUAAAUAGCAAAUUUGUAAAUGAGCUGUUGAGUCUUUUGCAACUGUUGCAUGUUUUUUUUUUAAAAGGCUUAAAAGUGUACAAUUGACUUUGAUCCUUGGGUGUGGGGAAGGGGCUGAUUUUUGGCUGCUGUUUUGGAAGGAACAUUCACUUCCGCUAUAACGUUAAAGUAAGAUCAUUAAUAUUUCUGUUCAGGUAAGAAUAUUAAGACAAAUAUCACAGGUGAUAAUUGUAUAUCUGAUUUGCUAUUUCAUUUUGCACACAAGCAGUUGACAUUUAAAUGUGUUGCCAAUGUUUCUGGUGUAAACAAUAUUAAACUAUUUACUGAAACUUU
This is a messenger RNA of Carcharodon carcharias (great white shark), 6496 nucleotides long. RefSeq names its product SHOC2 leucine rich repeat scaffold protein (gene shoc2). Bases 353 to 2098 code for a protein of 581 amino acids. Gene Ontology annotation, molecular function: protein binding. The record is from RefSeq and is a predicted model, not a curated record. NCBI's taxonomy places the organism in Eukaryota, Metazoa, Chordata, Chondrichthyes, Lamniformes, Lamnidae. The transcript is spliced from 9 exons.